Messenger RNA from Nicotiana tabacum (common tobacco), 4013 nucleotides. RefSeq names its product leucine-rich repeat receptor-like tyrosine-protein kinase PXC3. Gene Ontology annotation, biological process: protein phosphorylation. The record is from RefSeq and is a predicted model, not a curated record. Gene Ontology annotation, molecular function: receptor serine/threonine kinase binding; protein kinase activity; ATP binding. NCBI's taxonomy places the organism in Eukaryota, Viridiplantae, Streptophyta, Magnoliopsida, Solanales, Solanaceae.
UUUUUCUCUAUACAGAGCAAAAAACACAACAGACAUAAAACACACACACACACACAUACAAAAACACCUGGCCCCGUGAAAAUCAGUUACAUAAUCAACGUUGUACCCAUUCCCCACCCCUCCCCACCCUCCUCACAGUCUAGCUCCAUGUUUGUCCUUUGAAAAUCCAUUUUUUUUUCUCUGCAACCUUAAUCUACUCCAAAUUUUGUUUUUCUGCAACUUAGUACUACACUAACAAUUAGUCACUUGUUUCUUUUAUACUCUUAAAUAUUGUUUGCAGCUCAGCUACUCUAGCUUAGUCCCAGGUUUUCUGUGUCCCUUUGUUUUUUAGUGUUUGACAGUUUGUUUGUUUUCUUCUUCUACACACACACACUGUUUUCUUCAUUUCUGACAUGGGUUAUUCUUAGUUGGUACAUUUUAUUUUCUAAAUUUCAGGGCUUUCCAGAAUUUUUGGUUAUUUUCCAUUUUCAAGAUUCCUCAAAUGGUAAAACUAGCUCCAAAUACAAAUAGUCACAUUUCUUGAGCAUUUCAAGACUCAAUCUUUUUGUCUCUAAAGCCCCUUUUUCUUCGUUAAUGGCUUCUUGAUUGUUGCUUUGGAGGGCUAAGGGAAAAUAAAAAGAACAGAAAUUGAAGAAAGGGUGUUUUCUUAUAUAUAAAAAAACCCCAAAAUGUCAAUUUUGAGCUUUCUUGUGCAUUUCAAGACUCAAUUUUUUUUUGUCUCUAAAGCCCCUUUUUCUUCAUUAAUGGCUUCUUGAUUGUUGUUUUAGAGGGCAAAGGAAGAAAAAACAGAAUAGAGAAAUUGAAGAAAGAGUGUUUUCUUAAAUUAAAAAACCCAAAAAGGCAAUUUUGAGCUUUAUUGUGCGUUUCAAGACUCAAUCUUUUUGUCUCUAAAGCCCCAUUUUCUUCAUUAAUGGCUUCUUGCUUAUUCAUCAUUUGGUUGUUUUAGAGAGAAAAAAUAAGAAGUUGAAGAAAGGGUGGUUUCUUGAAGGAAAAAAAAAACCAAAAAUGGCACUUUUGAGCUUGUUAACAACAAUGUUUGUAGUGUUGGUAUUAUCAAGAUUUCAACUUGGGAAUUUCCAGUUAGUUUUUAAUGAUCAGAAUGUAGUGGAAGCAAUUAGGAAAGAGCUAUUAAUACCAGGGUGGGGUGUGAACACAACUGAUUUUUGCUCUUGGGCUGGCAUUAGUUGCAGCUCAAACAAUUCAAUGGUAGAAAGACUUGAUCUUUCUGGUUUUAGAUUACAAGGUAAUGUGACUCUAAUAUCUGAGCUCAAAGCACUUAAAUGGCUAGACCUUUCUCAUAAUAAUUUCCAAGGUUCAAUUCCACUAUCAUUUGGGAAUUUGUCUAUGCUUCAGUAUCUUGAUUUGUCUUUUAAUAAGUUUGGAAACUCAAUUCCCAGUGAAUUAGGUAAGCUUAAAAACCUUAAGGCAUUGAACCUUUCAAACAAUUGGCUUACUGGAGUUGUACCAAAUGAGCUUAAGGGGUUGGAAAAUUUGCAAGAUUUUCAAAUUUCUACCAACAGUUUAUAUGGCACUAUUCCAUUUUGGGUUGGUAAUUUGACCAAUCUUAAGGUUCUUGCAGCUUAUGAGAAUGAGUUUAGUGGUGAUAUUCCAUUUAACUUAGGCUUAAACUCUGAGCUUUCUUUGUUGAACUUGCAUUCAAAUCAGCUUCAAGGUACUAUUCCUGAGAGCAUUUGUGCUAAUGGGAAUCUUAAAUUCCUGGUUUUGACUCAGAAUAAGUUGAAUGGAACUAUUCCUGAGUCUAUUGGGAAUUGUAAAGGACUUUCAAGUAUUAGGAUUGGGAAUAACAAUUUGAUCGGUGGCGUCCCUAAAGCAGUUGGGAAUAUCAGUAGUCUUACUUAUUUUGAAGCAGAUAGUAACAGUUUAUCUGGUGAAAUUGUGGCAGAGUUUGCCAAGUGCUCUAAUCUCACUCUGCUUAAUUUAGCUUCUAAUGAGUUUUCCGGAACUAUUCCUCCUGAGUUUGGUGAGCUCAACAAUCUUCAGGAACUGAUUGUUUCUGGUAAUAACCUCUAUGGUGAGAUUCCAACUUCAGUUCUUAAGUGCAAGAAUCUCAAUAAGCUUGACUUGAGCAACAACAAGUUCAACGGCACGAUACCGGCGGAUAUAUGCAAUACCUCAAGAUUGCAAUAUUUGCUGUUGGGGGAGAACUCAAUUAGAGGGGAGAUACCUCAUGAGAUAGGGAACUGUGUAAAAUUGCUUGAGUUGCAAAUGGGGAAUAAUGAACUUAUUGGAAGUAUCCCUUCUGAGAUUGGUCAUAUGAAGAACUUGCAGAUUUCACUGAAUUUGAGUCAUAAUCAUCUCCAUGGUCAAUUGCCUCAGGAUUUAGGAAAACUUGACAAGUUGGUUUCUUUGGAUGUCUCUGAUAAUCAGCUAUCUGGGAAUAUUCCGUCGGCGUUGAAAGGCAUGCAGAGUUUGAUAGAGGUUAAUUUUUCAAGCAAUCGAUUCACUGGACCAAUACCUACUUUUGCACCAUUUCAGAAAAGUCCUAAUUCAAGCUUUCUUGGAAACAGAGGGCUCUGUGGUGAUCCCUUGAGUGGUGGUUGUGGAGAUCUAAAUGGUUAUAACCACCGCAUUUACGGUCACAAGGUUUCUUACCGAAUUGUUUUGGCUGUUAUUGGUUCUGGUUUGGCAGUUUUUGUAUCUGUUACAGUGGUUGUUUUGCUGUUCAUGAUGAGGGAGAAUCAAGAGAAAGCAGCUGCCAAGGAAGCUGGAAUUGCCAUUGAGGAAACUUCUAGCAAACCAGUGAUACUAGCUGGAAAUGUCUUUGUUGACAAUCUAAAGCAAGCGAUUGAUUUUGAUGCAGUUGUAAAAGCAGUCAUGAAAGACUCUAAUAAGACUAGUGUUGGUACCUUCAGCACUGUCUAUAGAGCAGACAUGCCUUCCGGGAUGAUUUUGUCGGUUAAGAAACUAAAGUCUAUGGACAGAACUAUAAUUCAUCACCAGAGUAAGAUGAUCAGAGAGCUCGAAAAGCUUAGUAAGCUCGUUCAUGAUAAUUUAGCUAGGCCUGUCGGGUUUGGAAUCUAUGAAGACGUCGUCCUUCUGUUGCAUCAAUAUUAUGCCAACGGGACGUUGGCUCAAUAUCUUCAUACCUCUAGCCAGGAACCUGAAUAUAAACCGGACUGGCCAACAAGACUUGCCAUUGCCGUUGGAGUUGCAGAAGGAUUGGCAUUCCUCCAUCAUGUGGCCAUCAUCCAUCUUGACAUUUCUUCGGGGAACGUGCUUCUCGAUUCUAAUUUCAGGCCUUUGGUUAGUGAAGUGGAAAUAUCUAGGCUUCUAGAUCCAUCUAGAGGGACUGCAAGUAUCAGUGCUGUUGCCGGCUCAUUUGGAUAUAUUCCCCCAGAGUAUGCAUAUACAAUGCAAGUAACAGCUCCUGGAAACGUUUAUAGUUAUGGGGUUGUUUUGCUCGAGAUCCUUACCACCCGAUUACCUGUUGAUGAAGAUUUUGGUGAAGGAAUAGAUUUGGUUAAAUGGGUACAUGGUGCACCUGCGAGGGGGGAAACACCGGAGCAGAUACUCGAUGCAAGGCUCAGCACCAUUUCCUUUUCUUGGAGAAAGGAAAUGUUAGCAGCGUUAAAGAUUGCCUUGCUGUGCACUGACGUGACACCAGCAAAACGACCAAAGAUGAAGAAGGUGGUAGAAAUGCUGCAAGAAAUCACAGAAAGCUAAAUGAAGUUUGCAUCAUCAAUGUAUGUCUUGAUUUCGUUCCUUCAUAUGAAUGCUUCCGUGAAAAUGCUAGUGUAUGACAUACUUAGUCGAGGGGACAAAAUGGUCGAACUCUAUAUACUGGUCGCUGAUAGCUGGUUUACUGAUGGUCGUACUGUUUUCUACUGGGGCUUCAAUCAUAUGUUCAAGAGUUCUUUUUCUCCAAAACAUGUAAAUGUUGGUGAAACAGAUCGAUAUCUCACUAGGAUGAUAUGUUUGCAAAUAGCAUUUAGCUUUCCUUUUCCUAUCCUCUCUUCCAAAUUUAGUAUAGAUUCAAUCAUAGUUAAAGCGUC